AGCCGACUCCCCGGCUGAGGCGGAAGCCCGAUGUGGGGCUCCAUCCCAGGACCCUGGAUUAGGACCUGAGCCGAAGGCAGAUCCAUAACCAAUUGAGUCACCCAGCUUUUAUACGACAGCUUGUCGUCUUAUUCAGAAAGGAGACCUAUCAGAUGAGGUAUUAUCUCCAUCUUAAGGAUGGUACUGAAGGCAUGCAGUUCUCUCCACUGGCUCUGCAGACGCCCCCUCCCCCCGCCCAGGACCGGCACCGAUGUCCCCGAGCCCUCUGGGAAGUGGAGUCCUUCCGCCGGGACCCCCGACCUGGCGCGGUCGCCUCCAAGUGCGCAGAUGCGACUCCAGACGGAGCCUCGGGCUCGAGCCUUUUGUUUCCCCGCAGCUCCGGGAGUCCGGAAAGCGACUCCGUCCGCCCGUGUCCCGUCUUUCCCUGAGCGCAGCCCGGCGGGGACCCGCCCUGUGGCCGAAGCCGAGACGGCAGCGCGUCUAGGGAGCUUCAGAGUAGAGUUGAAUGAUUUACACAAAGAAGCAAAUGUAUUGCUGAAAAGUUCAUAUUUAUCUCAUCUGAAACUGUGAAUAAGAAGGAAGUCAUAGCAAUAACAGGACAAAGAAAGAGAAGCUGAUCAUGGAUUAUCUGACCAUUGAAGCUGAGGAAGAAGUCCUUCCAGCCAUUACUACGGAGGAUGCUUCUCUGCCCCAAAAACAGAACACAGAAGAAAUGGAACCUACUGUCGAGCUCCUUCCUGUUGAGUUCCAGGAAUUGGUGACAGUCAAGGAUGAGGAAAUGGAUUUCGCUCAUGUGGAAGAAGAAGAACAGCUGAAUUCUGCCCAAAGGUACAUGGGCAUGGAUAUGAAAGUGGAGAAUUGUGGGAGCCUGGUAUUCUGGGAUUCCGAAUCUAUACCUGAAACUAAAGAAUCCUUUUCAAAGCAGAGACUUUAUGAAGAAGUGUCACCUGAAAGAGAGCUGAUAAUGGAGAGACUUAAAAAGGAUGAGUCCUGGGACUCCAGACUGAUAGAAGCCUGGCAAUGUGAAGGCACAUUAGAAAGGCAGCAAGGAAAUCAGAAGAAAGAUUUAAGGCAAGUCAUAAUUAAAAGCAAGAAAAACCCUGUGGAGGAUUGUAGUGAAACUGGGGAGAGUUCAAACCCAAUUCAACAUCGCAACAUUUACUCAGUGAAAAAGCCUUGGAAGUGCAAUGAAUGUGGGAAGUCCUUCAGUUACUAUUCAGCCUUUAUCCUACAUCAGAGAAUUCAUACUGGAGAGAAGCCUUAUGUAUGUAAUGAGUGUGGAAAGGCCUUUAGUCGGAGCUCAUCACUUAUUCAGCAUCAGAGGAUUCACACUGGAGAGAAACCCUAUGAGUGUAACGAAUGUGGGAAGGCUUUCAGUCAUCGGUCAGCCCUCAUCCAACAUCACAUCAUUCAUACUGGAGAAAAGCCCUAUGAGUGUAAUGAAUGUGGGAAGGCCUUCAACCAAAGCACAUACCUUAUUCAACAUCACAGAAUCCAUACUGGAGAGAAACCCUAUAAAUGCAAGGUAUGUGGGAAAGCUUUCAAUGACACCUCAUCCCUUAUUAAACAUCAAAGGGUUCACACUGGAGAAAAACCCUAUGGAUGUACAGAGUGUGGGAAAGCCUUUAGUGACAGGUCGGGCCUGACCCAACAUCAGAGAACUCAUACAGGGGAAAAGCCAUAUGAAUGCAGUGAAUGUGGGAAAGCUUUCAGUUACUGUUCAGCUCUUAUACAGCAUCAAGGAACCCAUACUGGGGAGAAACCUUACAAAUGUAAUGAAUGUGGGAAAGCCUUCAGUGACCGCUCAGCUCUUGUAAGACAUCAGAGAAUUCAUACCGGAGAGAAACCUUACAAAUGUAAAGAAUGCAAGAAAGCCUUCAGCCAGAGCUCAUCUCUUACAAAGCAUCUGAGAACUCAUACUGGAGAGAAACCGUAUAAAUGCAAUGACUGUGACAAAGCCUUCAGCCAGAGUUCAUCUCUUAUUCAACACCAGAAAACCCAUACGGGAGAAAAACACUACAAGUGUAAGAAAUGUGAGAAAACCUUUAGUGUGCGUUCAGCCUUUCAUCAACACAAAGAAAUUCAUGAUGGAUAGAAUGUAGUAAAUUCAUGAAAUAAUUAUGUAGUCUCGGGGCACCCAGGUGGCUCAAUUGGUAGAGCAUGCAACUCUUGAUCUGGGGUUGUGAGUUCAGGCCCCAUGUUGGGCAUAGAGUUUACUUAAAAAAAAAAAGAAAAGAAAAAAAUAUUCUCUCCUGAUUGUGUAGACCUGUUCUAAGUAUUACAGGGUAUAUUACAGAAACACGAGGCUGUGUCAUGCAAAAAAUAGCUCUCUUCCUUGAAAGGUUAUUAAGUAUGGGAAGAGGGCAAGAGGUACAGUCUCAAACCUCAAAAAGCUGAAGUAGUGAGGAAAAAUCCUAGAGAAACACAGAAGGAGAAAGUCUGGUUUAGUCAGAGAAACAGACUCAGAAGCUAGCAUCUGAUAUCAUAGAAAAACUAAUCAGAGGAGCAGACUGAACAGUACUUGAGGCUGAUGGCUGUCUAAAUAGUAGUUUUAAUCUGAAGCCAAGUGGGGAGGAUUAGGAUCCCAAAGAGGAAAAUCACCAGAAAGUGUCUCUAGAGAAAAAAAAAAAAAAAAAUCUAAGCCCAGGAAAUCCUCCUUUUUCUUUGUCCCUACACUCCACGUGUUCACUUGCACAUUUGCAAACAUUUACACUAGUGCUUAUUAACCCUGGAUGUACACUGAAAUCAUCUGAGGAGCUUUAAAAAAAAAAAAAAUACCUGGCUCCCAGCCCCAGAGAUUCAGAUUAAAUUUGGACUACGGUAUAGCCUGGGCAUCAGGAAUUUAAAAACUCCUCAGGUAUGGGGCGCCUGGGUGGCUCAGUCGUUAAGCGUCUGCCUUCGACUCAGGUCAUGAUCCCAGGGUCCUGGGAUCGAGCCCCAUGUCGGGCUCCCCGCUCCGCGGGAGGCCUGCU
Molecule: messenger RNA, 2972 nt
Organism: Zalophus californianus (California sea lion)
Lineage: Eukaryota; Metazoa; Chordata; Mammalia; Carnivora; Otariidae
Product: zinc finger protein 501-like
Exons: 5
Coding region: 620-2095 (491 amino acids)
Biological process (GO): regulation of transcription by RNA polymerase II; central nervous system development
Cellular component (GO): nucleus
Molecular function (GO): DNA-binding transcription factor activity, RNA polymerase II-specific; RNA polymerase II cis-regulatory region sequence-specific DNA binding
Source: RefSeq, a predicted model, not a curated record